Malurus melanocephalus (red-backed fairy wren) is the source of this 2222-nucleotide messenger RNA. It is a transcript of the gene TRNAU1AP, whose product is annotated as tRNA selenocysteine 1 associated protein 1. Gene Ontology annotation, molecular function: tRNA binding. Gene Ontology annotation, cellular component: nucleus. NCBI's taxonomy places the organism in Eukaryota, Metazoa, Chordata, Aves, Passeriformes, Maluridae. Gene Ontology annotation, biological process: selenocysteine incorporation. The coding region runs from base 93 to 956 and encodes 287 amino acids. The transcript is spliced from 9 exons. The record is from RefSeq and is a predicted model, not a curated record.
GGAGGGAGGGGCGGCGGUGGCAGCGGCGGGGCCGGGCCGGGAGGCGGAGCGCGCGGCCCCGCUGAAGCCUCCGCGGGGCCUGCGGGAGCAGCAUGGCCGCCAGCCUGUGGAUGGGGGACCUGGAGCCCUAUAUGGAUGAAAACUUUGUUUCGAGAGCCUUUGCCACCAUGGGAGAGCUUGUACUGAGUGUAAAAAUCAUUCGAAACAGGUUGACAGGAAUUCCAGCAGGCUAUUGCUUUGUAGAAUUUGCAGAUCUAGCUACUGCAGAGAAAUGUUUACACAAAAUCAAUGGAAAACCACUUCCUGGUGCUACACCGGCRAAGCGGUUUAAAUUGAAUUAUGCAACRUAUGGAAAACAGCCCGAUAACAGUCCAGAAUAUUCCCUUUUUGUGGGAGACCUGACACCGGACGUGGAUGAUGGGAUGUUAUAUGARUUUUUUGUUAAAGUUUAUCCAUCAUGUAGAGGUGGAAAAGUUGUGUUGGACCAGGCAGGAGUAUCCAAAGGUUACGGGUUCGUGAAAUUCACGGAUGAACUGGAACAGAAGAGAGCACUGACCGAGUGUCAGGGAGCUGUGGGGUUGGGCUCUAAACCUGUACGCCUCAGUGUGGCUAUACCAAAAGCCAAUCGUGUGAAAACAAUGGAGUACAAUCAGAUGUACAACUAUAAUUACAACCAGUAUUACCAACAGUAUCACAGCUACUACGCGCAGUGGGGGUAUGACCAGAACACGGGCAGUUACAGCUACAGUUACCCUCAGUACGGCUACACACAGAGCACCAUGCAGACAUAUGAAGAAGUUGGUGAGGAUGCAUUGGAAGAUCCCACACCUCAGUUAGAUGUCCAYGAAGCAAACAAGCAGUUUAUGGAACAAAGUGAAGAGCUCUACGAUGCCUUGAUGGACUGUCAUUGGCAGCCUUUGGACAGUGUCUCAUCAGAGAUCCCAGCUGUGUUAUAGCCUUGYUGCUGAGGCACUGUGUCUGUGGGACAUCCUGCCAGUGCACUCUGAACUGUUACGCUGCCCCUGGACCCUGCGGUAGUGAGGGUGGCACUUUCCCCACCCAGGUCUGGUACUCGGAGUACAGGAAGACUGUGGCCUUUCCUGUAGAGAGCAAGUAUUGUAGAAGCAUCAUGGUAACGUUUCUUCAUGGUAAAAAUUAGAACUGCRACAGUUUUAUUCGUUUUAUCUUGAAAUGAACUCUUAAUACCUACUGGGAAUUGUAAUUUAUGAACUUUCAAUGAGAUGGCACAGGGGAGAGACUCUACUCCAUCAUACAGUAAAAAASUUGGUCUUUUAAGUAAAAUUACCCUUUGCAUUUUGGUUCCUGCCCAUCUUGCUGUGUUGCUGCCCAUUUAACUGUCUUAAGCCAUUUGACCCAAUGCUUGUGAAUGUGUUAUUUUAMAAUAAGAUCAUUGUUGGACACUACUAAAAUGUCUCAAAAUCCUUCUAGURACUGGGUAAGGUUGCUGUAAUUUGUGCAUGGGAUGAAAGUUUAUGUUCUGGUUAAUCUAAGAUGUGAUCUUGAGCUUCCGAGUUUGGUGUUCUUAAGCACUCAACCCAAAGUGCACUUGAGAGAGCAAAGACAGARUGGAGUGUUAUAAGGCUAGAGAUUGAUGCCUUUUACCUGGUGAUCUCUUGCACAUCUGACUUGCUUCUCUGCCUGUGUAUGAGGAAAUAAUACCCCAUUAGCAAAGCAGUUGAAAACACCUUACCCAGAAAUGAUAUUUAAAUGUAAUUUUGUGUAUCAUGCCUUUGUUUUUUUUUUGUUGUGGACACACCUUGAUGGUCUCAUUGAGAUGUUGGGAUUUUGUAGUGUCUUCCACUGUCUGUCAGAGUGAAACUGAAGGUCUUGCAGUAAAAACAGGUCAGAGCAAUUGCUUUGAUAUAUUGUGCAACAAAUGGUUGUUAACCUGGAAAKUGGUUUUCUACUGGAUGUUGUAUAAGCUGGAUGGACAAGCAAUAUAUUUAAGCUGAUAUGUUGCAUUAGAGGUGAAAGUGAAAAUAAUAGCACUUACAUAGGUGUUACAAGCCCUUUUUCAGGCUUUUGUGCCUUAAACUCUUGGAGAAAUAGGAACAGAGAAACUACCUGUAAUAGAUGUCUAUCCAAGGAAUAGUUGGGUAACUGAGAUUGCUACUGAAGAGCGUUUCGUUGCCUCCCUGCCCAUAUUGAUGCAGAGAUUUGCCACAAAAUUUAAAUACUUUGAUAAAGCUACUUCUACUACA